Molecule: messenger RNA, 642 nt
Organism: Monascus purpureus
Lineage: Eukaryota; Fungi; Ascomycota; Eurotiomycetes; Eurotiales; Aspergillaceae
Source: the annotation of a GenBank genome assembly
AUGGCUAUCUGCGACGUCGUCAGCGAUCCCUCGCUUCUUCCUGUGCUGCGGACCAGCGCCGAGACUCAGGCCCAAUGCCAGAAGCUCUUGUCCAUGCUGGAUCCGGCAUCUGCCCCUUCGUCGCCAGCUGAGUCCGAGCGGGCCCGGCUUGCCGUCUCCAAACAGCAGAAACUUUUGUUUGCCCUCCUCGCCCAGCUCCGCGGUCAGAAUCGGGAUGCCAUCCUUCGGGUUCGGGAGACCAAACAGGCGACGGCUGAAGCGCGCCAGGAAAUAGACCGGUUACAUCUACAGCUGCAGAACUUGUACUACGAACAGAAGCAUUUGAUGGGCGAGAUCACGGCUUGCGAGUCAUAUGAUCACAAGUAUCUUGCCUUGCCUUUGAUCCCUGUGGAGGAGUUCUUCGAACUAUUUCCGCAGCACCGGGAGUCCAGCGAGCAUGAACUCAUGAUCGCUCGCAUCAACCAUGAGCACGCGGAACGGGAGAAACUGGAGCAGGCUCGACAGGAGCUCCUCAAACGCAAACAAGCUCUGAUCGCGGAGAACAACAAGAGAAAGGAGGAUUUGGCCAAUCUUGAUCAGGAUUUGGAGAGAUUUAUUGAUGCCGCAAAGCCGAUCCAGAAGACGUUCGAAAAGGAAUACUAG